This is a messenger RNA of Brienomyrus brachyistius, 2147 nucleotides long. It is a transcript of the gene opn3, whose product is annotated as opsin 3. The coding region runs from base 232 to 1386 and encodes 384 amino acids. Gene Ontology annotation, cellular component: photoreceptor outer segment; membrane. Gene Ontology annotation, molecular function: G protein-coupled receptor activity. The transcript is spliced from 4 exons. The record is from RefSeq and is a predicted model, not a curated record. Gene Ontology annotation, biological process: G protein-coupled receptor signaling pathway; visual perception. Lineage: Eukaryota; Metazoa; Chordata; Actinopteri; Osteoglossiformes; Mormyridae.
GUGACAGGUACGCGAGAAAAAAACAGUACCAGCUCUGACACGCUAAACUAUAACCCUCUUCUCUCUUUAAAUUGCUUCUUAAUUCUCCAGUCCACAGAAGAUGGGUUUAAUCGGAUUGCAACACUGGAAAUUCAAGAACGGAGCAAAAAGAGCACCCUCUCUGUAGUGCUACGAAAUAGUGGCAAUGAUCAACACACACAGCACGAUGCUGGACGUGGAGUCCCACACGCAAUGAAUUCUGCGAAUGGAACAGAGACUGAGUCUAGUGCAGAAGAGUACAUUUUCGCCUCUGGCACUCUCAAACUUCUUGCUUUCACUAUCGGAAUAAUUGGCGUCUUUGGUUUUUGCAACAACGUAAUCGUUUUGGUGCUUUAUUACAAAUUUAAGAGACUGCGGACACCCACAAAUUUAUUAUUGGUAAAUAUAAGUAUAAGCGACUUGCUGGUAUCUCUUUUUGGAAUUAACUUCACAUUUGCUUCUUGCAUCAAAGGAGGGUGGGUCUGGAAUUCGCCAACAUGCAUCUGGGAUGGUUUCAGCAACAGUUUAUUUGGUGUCGUAUCCAUCAUGUCUCUGUCCACCCUGGCAUACGAACGCUACAUACGAGUCGUUCAUGCCAAAGUGGUUGACUUCCCCUGGGCCUGGAGGGCAAUCACACAGAUAUGGCUCUACUCGCUGGCCUGGACUGGGGUGCCACUGUUUGGCUGGAAUCAGUAUGUGCUUGAGACCCACCAGCUGGGAUGCUCCCUGGACUGGUCUUCCAAAGACCCCAAUGACUCUUCCUACAUAAUCUUCUUCCUCCUAGCCUGUUUCUUUGUGCCCAUCGGGAUAAUGGCUUACUGCUAUGGGAAUAUCCUGUACACUGUGCGAAUGCUUCAGUCUAUCCAGGACCUUCAGACGGCUCAGGUAAUUAAAGUCCUUUGUUAUGAGAAAAAGGUGACGGCCAUGUUUCUGCUGAUGAUAUCCUGCUUCCUUGUCUGCUGGACACCCUAUGCAGUCGUGUCCAUGCUGGAGGCCUUCGGCAAAAAGAAGGUCAUCACGCCAUCUCUCUCCGUCAUUCCCUCCUUUCUGGCCAAGUCCAGCACGAUGUACAACUUUCUGAUCUACAUCACCAUGAGCCGAAAGUUCCGCCGCUGCCUGCUGCAGCUGCUCUGCUCUCGCCUGUUGAGACUGCAGCAAAGCAUUAAAGAGCGACCACUACCCCAGGUGGACCAGCCCAUCCGUCCCAUUGUCGUCUCCCAUAGAGUAAGCGACCGCCCUAAGAAGAGGGUGACAUUCAGCUCAUCUUCCAUCGUCUUCAUCAUCACCAGCAACGACACCCAGCAGCUGGAUGUGUCCCCCAGGGGAGACAUGUCGGAGGUCAAUGUCAUCCAAGUGCGACCUCUCUGACCCAGCAGACCUGUUGUGGCACCACCUUUGCUUAUGAACAGCGUGCUGAGCCUCUUCAUCCAAGAUGCUUCAGACCCGAAAUAGUACAGUACUGAUGGCAAUUCUCUACGGCAGUGUUUCUGAAUCCAGUCCUUGGGGAGCAGCCGGCCGUCCACAUUUCGGGAGCUGGAAGGGAGCAAAAAUGUAGUGUCCGGCAGGGAAUUGGGAUGGAGCAGAAACAUGGACCGUCUGUUGGUUCCCAAAGGCCGGGUUGGGAAACACUGCUCUACAGCCAUUAUUAAUCUCUUAUGGUCUUAUGCAGAUCAAUUUCCUCUGCUGGUGAAGUGCUCAGUCUCUCUCCAGUAUGGUAACAGAAGGCGCGGUGUACACCAUUAUCUACAGGUCUUCAAUAUAUGCACUAUUUUUAAUACAAUGUCAGCCGCAUAUCAGUAUUAAAUGGCAUAUUAUGGAAUAGUGAUCUGUUUUACUAUGUACACUGUUAUUGUGUUGAGAUCUUUAUUUUUCAAGAUUAUUUUUUCAGGGUCUGAGUGUUAAUUUGAAUCUAUUAUGCACAUUUCCGAGGGUGUUUGGUGUCGAGUCGAAGGAACCUGUGAAGUCUGUUAUCACACAUUGCAAGGUCUAUCUUUAUCCAGAAAGUGCAAUGGAGAAUGAAGAAGAGGGUUUACUUCAGGUGGCCUGGUUCAUGAGCCUUAAACUCCUGAAAAUCUUCAUUCAUAUUCUCAAAACCAUGUACAAAAUAAUAAAUAACCAUAUUUAUUUUU